Salmo salar (Atlantic salmon) is the source of this 2145-nucleotide messenger RNA. Lineage: Eukaryota; Metazoa; Chordata; Actinopteri; Salmoniformes; Salmonidae. The record is from RefSeq and is a predicted model, not a curated record.
CGAGCACUUGCAAGAUACUAUAGCUAAAUAGCGAGCUUCAAAUGAAUGAGGAUGUAACCAGACAGAAGGGCGUCAUCCUGAAGCAAGGGAUCCUGGUGAAACGAGUGACAAUGUUUUCUGUUGCCUGGAGACUCCUGGUAACAGCACUGUAUAGCACUUGGUUGAAAUCCCAACCCAAAACUCUCACCUAUAUCUAUUCUAUUCUAUUUAUAAGGCGACCUACAGUAACACAGAGAAAUACAAUGGAAAGUAUUGAUACCGCAACUGAAGACAGACAACUGGAUAAGGCUUUGGGAGAGGCGAAGGUCCUCCGAAACAUGACCCGCCAAACUGUGUCCCUUAACACCCACCCGCUUAACCCGGAAACCAGCUGCACCAAUAUGUCGGAAGAAACAAAGUUCAACUAACAACCAAAGUCAGCCUGCAGGCGCUCGGCCUGCCACAAGGAGUCGCUAGAGCGCGAUGAGCCAAGUAAAGCCCCCCCAGCCAAACCUCACCCUAACCCGGAUGGGUCUCACGGUGAUGGCCAGUUGUGACACAGCCUGGGAUCGAACCAGGGUGGAGCCCUGCCUUGAGAGGGACAGACUGAGGAUGAGGGUCUCUGUGUUGGAGGAGAGUGUGAGGUCCUACGAGGUAGAGUGUAAAGCCAGCAGAGAGACGGUGAUGAGACUGGUGGCAGAGGUGGCCCGGGAGAGGAGGAACACAGCAGGCAGUGCAGAGGCUCUCGAUCUACUCAGACGGGAUUUAGAUAGUGCCUUGCUGACCAAGAGGAGCACAGAUAUGGAGAACCAGAGUCUAGCAGCGAGGUUGGAGGCCAAUCAGCGUGUGGUUGAGGCAGCCAAGCAGGAGGCAGGGUGCCUGGAGAGGCAAAUUCAGGAGCUGGAAGGGAAACUCCAGACCAGUCAGGGGAAAAACCAGGCUACAAAGGGGAGACUGCAGGCCCUCCUGGGGGAGGUAGGGGCCCUUCUGCAGCUGGGUCUCUCCAUGCCAACUGAGGAGGAAAUUCUACAGAGACUCGGGGACCUCUGCAACAGGCAGGAACGUAUGAAAGCGAUCAAGGAGGAGAUGGAGAGGAGGCUGUCCCAGGUCAGCGAGGAUGUGUCCAGGCAGACAGAGCUCCACCACAGUGCCCUGCAGAGAGCCCAGCUCGCUGAGCAACAGGUCACAGACCUCAGCGACAGGCUGCAGGGUUUGGAAGCUGAGCUGAUGACUUCAGACGUGCACCGGGAUGGGCUGAGUCAUAACAGACAGAUUUAUGAGCAGUUCCUGGAACAGUUGUCAGAGAGGAUGAAAGUAGACGGUAUCGCCACUGACCUGGGCUACGACAUGAGGCUACAGCUCAUUCUGUCUCGGGCAGAGCAACUUGUCAAAUUAGAAGGGACGGCAUUGGUGGAGAGCAAGACCCUGGCCCACAACCAACAGCGAAAGUUGAAGAUCCAGAAGGAGCGGUUGGAGAGUAAGGAGCUCCACAUGGAGCUGUUGAGGAGGAAGGUGUCUGAGCUAGAGGAGGAGAAGAGGACUCGCUCAGCCCUGGCCAUGCAGCGAGACGACGCCAACGUGACCGCCCGGAAGAUGCAGAAGAAGGUGGAGCGACUACAGGAGGAACUGGGAUCCAGUAAGGUCUCCAUCACAGAGCUCAAGGCCCAGCUGUCACACACCAACGAGCUGAAGCUCAAAGUCCUGGAGCAGAGUCAGACCAAUGUGGAGCAGAGUAAGAGUCUGGAGGACCUGGAGAAGGGCAAGGCCAAGGUGGAGAAGAAGCUCAGCACAGCCAGGACAGACCUACAGAGCCAGGAGCAUCUGGCCAGGGAGGCCCAGCAGCAGUUGACCAGCCUUAGACAGACCCUGGCCCAGCUCACUGACAGAGAGAGAGAGUUGGUAGACUUCCGUACGGUGGUCUCUCAGAUGUUAGGUCUGGAUGUCACAGCCCUGGCCCUUCCAAACUAUGAGAUCAUCAAAUCUCUGGAGAGCCUGCUUCACCCCCACCAUGACCUCCACCACCACUCCCUGGCCCUGUCCUGGCCCUGUCCUACCCACCACCAGAACCACCAUCUCCUACAGCUCCAGGACCAAGAUACCUCUGGGUCUGUCACAUCCCUCUCAGCUUUCUCUCAGAGGUCCACUGGCCCCGAGGCUCUCCUGUGA